Cyphellophora attinorum is the source of this 996-nucleotide messenger RNA. RefSeq lists its product as uncharacterized. The record is from RefSeq and is a predicted model, not a curated record. The transcript has 3 exons. NCBI's taxonomy places the organism in Eukaryota, Fungi, Ascomycota, Eurotiomycetes, Chaetothyriales, Cyphellophoraceae. Bases 1 to 996 code for a protein of 331 amino acids.
AUGGGCAGCGAGCAUACUGUGCGGGGCGGGCUCUACGGCAGAGACACUACAGCGUUGCCAGAUGCACCACCUAGAGCCAUCAGCGAGCAUAGCCUUGAUUUCUCACGGCUGGAUAUGGCUUGUCCCAUCGAUGCUGCUGACAUCAGCAAUCGGUGGCUGAAAGCAUACGUCCCAGAUCCCUCGCAUAAGGCUAAGCAAUACAGCGGGCCCAUCACGGCCUUCAUUUACCGGAUGUUGAAGUCUUUCGCCGCUGCAGUCGUGCGCGGUGAAGGCGCUCCUUCAUUUGUACAUCCACUGAUGGCUUGGCCACCGUCGCCCACCACCCAUUUGUCCACGUGCAUGAGUCUAGUCCGUAUCUUCGAUCGGGCAGGCCCAGGCACCGAGCACCUCUCGAGCAUUCUGCUGGGAGAGAUGACGAGAGUCUACGACGAACAUCAGAACCUCGAGCCACAUGCUAUCGUGGCUGCUUACCAGGCUUACUCAAUCUAUACACUAGUUCUGUUCUUCUAUGUGAGUGAGGUACACGAAAACCUUCCGACCGCCAUGUUGAACCUGCAGGAACUUGCAAGUGCAAGCGCAGCCGUUGGCGUGACGUGCAGGGCAGAAGGACAGCGCGAGAGGCCCAGGUGGGAGGAGUGGAUCGUCGCCGAGUCCCAACGAAGGACCCUUUACGCCAUGUAUAUGUUCGACAGCGUUCUCACUGCGAGAGAUGGCGUACCAACCUUCAUCAGCACCGAGCUCCACGGACUUCCUGCUGCAGGGCCCUCUAAUUUGUGGAGAGCGACUUCGAGACAGGAAUGGCAGACCGACUAUAAUCAGUAUCUUGCCCGCUGGCCCGACGGCAUUCUUCGACUCGAUGAGUUGUGGCCGAUGCCGGCCGAAUUCGACGACGAGGUCAUCAGGAAAAGGCGUGGCAGAGUGGAUCGGUGGCUGAUCAAUCUCGACGAGUACGGCAUUAUGCUUUAUACCGUCACGAGCUGCACCCACGGCACUUGA